Molecule: messenger RNA, 3324 nt
Organism: Salvia splendens (bonfire salvia)
Lineage: Eukaryota; Viridiplantae; Streptophyta; Magnoliopsida; Lamiales; Lamiaceae
Exons: 6
Coding region: 1-3324 (1107 amino acids)
Biological process (GO): DNA repair; telomere maintenance
Molecular function (GO): DNA helicase activity
Source: RefSeq, a predicted model, not a curated record
AUGCAGGUAGGAGAGGAGGAAACAACUGCAGAAACCAAUGAACCAGAACCGGUGGCACCUCCGGUAGUGAAGCCCAAGCCCAUAAAGCGGAAACUGGUGGUGAAAGCAGACCCCAAGGCAGACUCGCCCAAACCGCGGAGAAUUUCGCAGAGAUGCUUGGGAAGGCGAUUGUUUCAGCAGUUUGUCGUUGAUGCAUACACGAUGAUUGAGACUGGACGUCUUACUUUUGUACGAACCCAUCAAAAAAGGUUGCUGGCUGAAUUGUAUAGUGGUCUGGCGGAAGCUGUUCUUCGUGGUGAGACAGAUGGUUCAAGGCAUGGGAAACGAAUUAUCUUGCCUUCCAGUUUUGUUGGUGGAGCUCGAUAUAUGGUUCAGAUUAUCAAGAUGCGAUGGCGAUCUGUAGGUGGAUUGGAGAUAUGUCGAUAUCUUGCAUCUAAGGGCUUGAAAUCAGAUGAUCGUCCUGAUAUUAUUUGUAGAAUCUUUAAAGUCAAGUUGGAUAAUUUGAUAAGAGAUCUUAAGAGUAAAAAAAUAUUUGGAGCUGUGAAAGCAGUUGUGUACACAGUUGAGUUUCAGAAACGUGGAUUGCCCCAUGCUCAUAUUUUGUUGUUUUUAAGCAAUGAGGACAAACAGCCUAAGCCUCAACGCAUUGAUGAGAUUAUUUCAGUUGAACUUCCCGACCAAGUAGCUGAUCCUCACUAUUAUGAGUAUGUGAAAGAAUACAUGAUGCAUGGGCCGUGUGGUGUCGUUCGAAAAUCGUCUCCUUGCAUGGUCAAUGGACGUUGUUCCACAUAUUUUCCCAAAAAAUAUCUCGCGGUCACAAGCAUUGAUGAAGAUGGCUAUCCUGCUUACAGACGUAGAGAUAAUGGUCGUAUUGUUGUGACGGAUGGUGUGCCCCUAGAUAAUAGAUAUGUUGUUCCACACAAUCGUUAUCUUCUUAUGAAGUAUGGCGGUCAUGUCAACGUUGAGUGGUGCAACCAGUCGCAAUCUAUUAAGUAUAUAUCGUCUUGUGAAGCUGCUUGGAGAAUAUUUGGAUUUGAAAUUCAAUACAAAGAUCCUCCUGUUGAAAGAUUGAGUUUUCAUCUUUCAGAUCAACAACAUGUCAUAUUUGAUGAAGCAGCUGACUUGGUUACUGUUUUGAAUCGUAAGACAAUUCAUGAAAGUAAGUUCUUGGCUUGGAUGGAAGCAAAUAAGAUAUAUUCUCAAGGUAGGGACCUCACUUAUGGUGAAUUUCCUACGAAAUUUGUAUGGAAGAAGAAUCACUGGGAACCUAGGAAACAAAGAUAUUCUAUUGGAAGGUUGUUUUAUGUUGCUCCUGGUUCUGGUGAUAUGUAUUAUCUCAGAUGUUUGUUAAAUAUUGUUAAAGGAGCUUCUUCCUAUGAAGACAUCAGAUGUGUUAAUGGCGUUCAGUAUGCUACAUUUAGAGAUGCUUGCUUUGCUUUAGGGUUGUUGGAUGAUGAUAAGGAAUAUGUUCAUGGAAUUGUGGAGGCUUCUUUUUGGGCUUCAGCUCACUCUUUGAGAUUGCUGUAUGUGAGUUUGUUAACAUCAGAAUCUAUUUCACGCCCGGAUUUUGUUUGGCAAAGUUGUUGUAAACAGUUGUCCGAAGAUGUUCUUUAUAGCCGUCGAAAAUUAACAAAUAAUCCUGGUUUGAUCUUGAGUGAGGAUGAAAUUCAGAAUUUUGCGUUGGCAGAAAUAGAGAAGUUGCUGCAGAAUCUUGGCAAAACUUUGCGUGAUUUCCAUGGUUUGCCGUAUACUGGUAUUCAGUAUUUUGAAUCAUGUGAAAAUAGACUGAUUAUUGAUGAGUUGUGUUAUGAUCGCGAUGUUUUAGCAAGUGAAUAUUCGGAAUGUAUUUCCAAAUUCACUGACGAGCAACUUUGUGUGCAUGACACUAUAAUGUCGUCUGUGUAUUCUAAUGAUGGAGGAAUAUUUUUUGUUUACGGGUAUGGAGGUACUGGGAAAACUUUCAUUUGGAGAGCAUUGUCUGCAGGGAUUCGUUCGAAGGGCGAUAUUGUUUUAAAUGUGGCGUCAAGUGGCAUAGCAUCUUUAUUAUUGUCGGGUGGUAGAACGGCCCAUUCUCUGUUUAAAAUUCCCAUUAUUGUGAAUGAAGAUUCUAUGUGCAAUAUUAAACCAGGUAGUGCACUUGCUGAGUUGAUUGUGAGAGCAAAGCUUAUUAUAUGGGAUGAAGCUCCAAUGAUUCAUAAACAUUGCAUAGAAGCCGUGGAUAGAACUUUAAGAGAUAUUAUGCGUGUAUCUGAUCAAUUAAACAUGAACAAGCCGUUUGGUGGAAAAACGGUUGUUUUCGGUGGUGACUUUAGACAAAUUUUGCAUGUUGUUCCUAAAGGCAGUCGUCAAGAUGUUGUGAAUGCUACUAUUAACUCAUCUUAUCUUUGGAAGAGUUGUACAGUUGUAAGGCUGACAAAAAAUAUGAGGCUUUUGAAUGUGGAAAAUGUUGAUGAAGCCUCCAAAUUGAAAGAAUUUUCCUCUUGGGUUGCUUCUAUUGACGAUGGUGUUAUUGGUGGUCCAAAUGAUGGGGAAGUGAGUAUUCAACUUCCUGCUGACAUUGUUUUGUCAAAUUCUGGUGAUCCUCUUAGAACCAUUGUUUCAAAUGUCUAUCCUUCUUACAUGAUUCCUGAAGAAUUGAUUAGUUGUUUGCAUGGUCGUGCUAUACUUGCUCCUACAUUAGAGGUAGUUGAUGAGGUUAACCAAUUCAUGAUUUCUUUGGAUCAGUCUCCAGGUCGUGUUUACUUAAGUUCUGAUAGUAAUUCAAAAUCUGAUUUCACAUCAAAUGGUCUCGCUGAGAUACAUUCUGUGGAGUUCUUGAACAGUUUGAAGUGUUCUGGUACUCCUAACCAUGAAUUGUUGUUGAAAGUUGGUACACCAGUGAUGUUGUUGAGGAACAUAGACCUGUCAAAUGGGUUGUGUAAUGGCACAAGACUGAUAAUUACACGAUUAGGUGAUUAUGUGUUAGAAGGACGGGUAUUGGGUGGCCAUAAUAUUGGCCAUAAAGUGUUGAUUCCUCGAAUGUCCCUAAUACCGUCUGAUCCGAGAUUGCCUUUCAAGUUCCAAAGAAGACAGUUUCCUUUGACUGUGUCGUAUGCAAUGACCAUUAACAAGAGUCAGGAUCAAUCGCUCUCUCAUGUUGGAUUGUUUUUGAGAAAACCUGUUUUCAAUCAUGAACAGUUGUAUGUUGUUAUAUCAAGAGUCACAAGUCGUGAAGGUUUGAAGAUUUUGGUGUGUAAAGAUGAACAAGGUGAAGGCUAUGGUGAUUCUACUGUUAACAUUGUUUAUGUUAACAUUGUUUAUAAAGAAGUUCUUCAAAACUUAUGA